This is a messenger RNA of Octopus bimaculoides (California two-spot octopus), 5491 nucleotides long. RefSeq lists its product as uncharacterized. The record is from RefSeq and is a predicted model, not a curated record. Lineage: Eukaryota; Metazoa; Mollusca; Cephalopoda; Octopoda; Octopodidae. Gene Ontology annotation, molecular function: protein binding.
AUAACGAGAGAGGGAGCGUAAAAGGCGGGUGGAGAAAAAGUUGUAGUAGUAGAAGAAGAAAGAAUAGAAGAAAAACAAGCUAUAAGAGUAGUGGUCGUUGUAAUAGAACAAGAAGACGAAGAAGAAACGUGCAAUUGCUGCACCUCUCCCACCUUUAAAUUUAACGUCCGCUGUCGCUGUUACUACUACUAGUUUCACAAGUGUCUCUUUGCCCCACCCACGCACUUUGACACCGCCACCACUACCAUCACAACUGUCUCAGCUAAUAUUUUUGUCAGUUGUUCAACUCCCAUCGCAGAAACUAGCUACAACAACAAUAACAACACUGACAAUCACCGAUGACCACCACCACUCUCGGUGUGGUACCCACCACCACUGACGACUACCAAGACUAUACCCACCACUAACUACAACAGCUACUACUACUACUACUACUACUACUACUACUACGAUGCAGAUUUGUUCCAAUCCGUCAACACUGUGUCACCAAUACCAACAUCUAACACCACCACCACCAGCAACAACAACAUCAACAACAACUACACGUGAAAACAAGCUAACGAACUGGUUACACGUGGUCGCUCGAUCUGCUAAAUAUAACAGCUAAAUCCCCAUUAGCUUACAUUUUAAGAUAAAAACAGAUAUACGUUGGAUUAUUGUACAAGAUGGGUUUAUUUUGCGUGAUAUGACCACAGCUGGAAUGUCUUCGAUGAUACGUCUGCUCGACCUAGGUUGACCUGGGGCAAAACAAAGAACAACAACAACGUCAAUAAUACUACGUACCCAGCCACCUCUACUGCCAGUAGCACCACUACCACUGCCAUUAAUAAUACUGACAACAAUAACAACAUCAGUGUAGACAACAUCAAAAAUAACUUUCAGCAUCAACAAAGGCAAAUAGCAUCAACAUUAACAUCAACUGUUGCCACUGUACACAAGGAGGGUGUUGUUCCCGCCGCCGUCGCCCGACUACCACCACCACCACCACCGCCGCCGCCGCCGCCGCCGAUGCAGAAACGAAGAUCACCAGCGCUACCACUCUUAGAACCAUCAUCUCUACUACACUAUAGCAAUACCAACAUUUCAACUGCUUAACACUGCGUCUCGAUCCAAUUUCCUGUCAAUCUCCACCACGCCACUGCCAUCACCAAAACACCACCAAUCCUCCUCCCCUCCUCCUCCUACUACUACGCAGAACCGUCUUAUCAGCAAUAUAGGCCCCUGGACAAAUCAAUGCACUGGACCCUAUAUUUAUUUAUUUACCGAAAGCAAACUACUGCAUACAUAGAUAAGUAUUGGGGCCCUAGGCUUGUGAGGGCCCCGGGCAAGUGCCCAGUGUGCCCAAGCCUUAAGACACUACUACUACCCGGAUCACAUGGAACACCUGGUAGACACGGCAGGAUGAUGUAUUGAGUCGCAGCACAGUAAACUCGGCAUGCCGAAAAUCUCAAUCUCCUGCCGGCUUCACUACGGUUUCUAUGGAAACAGAGAGGGGCCACAUCCAGCGAGACGCGUCGGCAGCGUUUCGGAGGGCCACUCGACCGUGGGGACAGCGCGGACGGCUGUGAGUCACUUCCGGGGACAAACCACAACACAGGAUUUUGGUUUAACUGAAGAAAGAAAAGUAGACAUCGAUGCACAGAAGGAAAACAUGGUAUCAACACUGACUGUUGGCUGUUUAGCUAACUCUCGAAAUGGAUUUAACUGUAAUGGAUUAUGGAAGGGCACCAGAAGACUUUCGAUCAAAAACUGCAGUAAGGAACCUCAGAAGCAGGAAAGUAUUCUCAUUGAUUCUGAUCACCCUGAACACAUUCCUCAAUGCAACACAGAUUUCUCAAAGUCUACAGAGACCACAGAUGAAGGACAUCUCUUCACCAGUUAUUGUACACUUGCUGAAAAUUCUAAGUGUGCAAUAUUGAAAACAUUAUCUCCUGUUAACCAUAACAAAAUCUCUGGGAAUGUAUCACUUAAUGAAAAUCCUCAAAUCACAAGAGAUUGCAGAAGCCAGGAAACUGACAUUAAAUCAGAAUACUCAAAUGAAUUUUGUCAUGAGAGAGUAUCACCUCAAACUUGUAUGGAAUUGGAUAGGGAGAUGUAUAAAUGCCUUAAAGAGAAAAAUGCUCCCUCUGUCAAAGCAAGUUCUGAUGUUAUUGCUCAAGAUAAGGUGAUAAAGUGCAGCAGUCUGUUCCACCCAGCAAAACCUCGGGAAUGCAACAAUGUUAUUAAAAGUGAUAGUUUGAUUACAAAUGAAACACAGGAGCUGAAAGAUGGAGACUGCUUGAUGAGAAAAUCAGAGUGGUCCAUGGAACUACCAUCAUAUCCUGUUGAAACAUUCAUUAUUAGAACUAACCCUGUGGCCAGAAAUUUCUGCUCAGUGCUAAAAGAUACGAGCUCAGUUCUUAGUUCCAAGUGUAAAGAAACAAAAAUGGAAGAUUGCCAACAGAAGUCUUUAAGGGAAUCAAACAUCCAAACAAAUAUAAUGAAAUGUUCAUUUGCCACAAUAAAUCUUGCACCUUGUCAAAGAGUCAUUAAUAAUGUCAACAGCAGUAUUAAAACAAUAUCUAGCAAACACAUUUUAGAGGAACCUGUUUCUCCGAAGUUGGCUUUUGCAGAUGGCAUGAAAAACCAGACCAACUUUUUAAACGACAACAACAACAGCAGCAGCAGCAGUAGUAGUAGUUGCAGUUCUGAAAAGCAUGAAGCUGUGAGUUUCAGGCAUCAAAAUGGGUUACAGCUACAGAAGAAUGGUGAGACAUUUCCAGAAACGUCAGAAGAAUCACAAGAAUUGGUUGUUUCAGAAAUGAAGAGAUAUCAGCAAUGGAAAGAGCAAUGUUGUUCCACUGUACAAGAGAGAGCACCAGCAGUCAGAGCUGACUUAGAAGAUGUUACAGUGAAGGCCGGUUCUUCAGCUGUCUUUGAAUGGAAAGUGGAUGGUUUGCCACAACCCAGUCUGCUCUGGAAACACAAUGAUGUGAUACUAACAGAGAAUGAGUUAUACAAGAUUUCCUAUGAUGGUCAAUCUGCCAUUCUACAGUUGCAGGAGUCACUUGCAGAAGACGCAGGAACCUAUGUAUGUACAGCAACAAAUAGAGCUGGUUCUUGUGAAACAAGGGCAGAACUUUCUGUGCUUGGCAUCCCACCAACAAUAGUGCAGUCUAUAGAAACUGUGACGGCACUGAGGGGGAGCCCCACUCGGUUGCAGUGUUGUGUCACAAGUGACCCUGAAGCUACAGUUUCAUGGAUAUUCAAGGGCAAAGAAAUUCGUUCAGAUGGCCGCAUCCAGAUAACUCAUGACAGGGACCUACAUUACCUUGUCAUCAGUCAUGUGAUGCCAGAAGAUGACGGCUGCUACCAGUUCACAGCUACUAACCCAUUGGGUAACUUAAUAUGCACAAGUUACAUUAUAGUUAAAGAAAAUCAAGAGACUUUUCAAGAAUUCCAAACAAUUCCUAAAUUCACUGAAGGAAGUAAAUUCAGCACCAGUGAAUCCAGAGAAGGCAUUGGAACCAAUGAUACCAGUGAAACCUGUCUGCCAAAAUAUUCCAGCUUUUCUUCCAGUCCUACUUCAGACCACACACCAGCAACGAAUGUUGUGCUUGCUAAAAAUUAUCUUUCUAGUCGACUGCAGAGCCUUGCAGGUUCAAGUUCUGCAACAGACCCUCCAAGUUGUAACCAAGGGGGACUCAUACAGGGAAUACUUGGGGUAUCAGAAAUGUGCAAGGGAGAAAGCAAGGGUAAUACUGAAAACAGAAUGGAAAAGACUGUUUGUUGCCCUCAGUUCGGAGAAACUGGGGAAGAAAUGUCCCAGAUGAGGACAUUUAAUUCUAAAGACAAUGUUUCUAGGACAUUUACCAAUAUCACAGGAAACUUUACCACUGCUUCGGAGAAGUUUACCUCAGCUUCAGAAAAAUAUACCUCUGCCUCAGGGAACUUUACCACUGUUCCAGGGAAAUCUACCAUUGCUCCUGGAAGAUUUACAUCUGUUUCGGGAAACUUUACCAUUGCCUCGGGAAAGUUUACAAAUACCUCAAGCAACUUUACCACAGAAACUUUACAACCUCAGAUAGUUUUUGCUCGGCAAUUUCGUAAGGAAGACACUUACAGCUUCCGGUCAGAGUCAACAGUUAAAUCUCCCCAUUCAGGCAGAUUACUCAAGCAAUUCACAGCAUCAGCAAGUAAAGAAAAGGAACUUGCUCAAGGGCUGAGAGCUGCUGUUGAGAAAAAAUUCAAGAUGACAUCUUACAGUAACAUUGAUGAUGAAGAUCAAUUGGAGAAGAUCUUGGAGAAAGUGGACAACUUUGAAGAACGGAAGAAGAUUCGUGCACGACUUCGGGAAAUUAGAGAAAAGCAGAUGAAGGAAUGGGAAGAGAAGCGCCGUGAGAAUGAAAAACUUGCAGACAAUGCUCUUAAAGAAAAGGUGAAACGGGCAGAUGAGGAGAAGCAGAGGGUUCUGCAACAGUUCAAGGAAAAUGCCAGCUUGACCAAAGACAUGGAAGAUCUACGCCUGAAGGCAUCACAGUCUGGCUUGAAGGACCGGCAGCGUAUGGCUGAUGAGGAGAAAAAGAGGAAGCUGGAAGCUUUCGACCAGCUUGCGAAGAAGGACAAUGUGACCACAACCACAACUACAGAAACAAGUGGAGGCUCACCAAAAGAGGGAACUGAGAAAUCAGGGGAUUCUACAGAAGAUGAGGCCAAUAAGAACAAGGAUUGUUCAGAAACCAGUAAAUCUGGUGAAGGUGAUAAAGAGAAUAUUGACUCACCAAAAGAGGGAACUGAGAAAUCAGGGGAUUCUAUAGAAGACGAUGUCAAUAAGAACAAGGAUUGUUCAGAAACCAGUAAAUCUGGUGAAAGUGAUAAAGAGAAAAUUGACUCACCACUAGAAGUAACUGAAAAAUCAGGGAAUCCUACUGAAGACGACGUAAAUAAGGACAAAAAUUGUUCAGAAAACAAUAAAACUGGUGAAGGUGAUAAAGAGAAUAUUGACUCACCAAAAGAAGGAAUGGAUAAAUCAGGGAAUUUUACAGAAGAUGGUGGCAAUAAGAACAAAAAUUGUUCAGAAAAUAGUAAAACUGAAGACUCACCAAAAGAGGGAACUGAAAAAUCAGGGGAUUUUACAGACGAUGUCAAUAAGAACAAGGAUUCAGAAACCAGUAAAUCUGGUGAAGGUGAUAAAGAGAAUAUUGAUGAAUGCAAUGAGUCUAAGACAGAAUCAAAAGAGAAUCAAGAAGAGAAGACAGAUACACAGACUGUGGUCACCAAAGAUGAUAGUGGUGGUAUGAAAGAAUGUACUGAAACAAAAACUGUAUCAGCUGAUGGAACUACAACUACAGUGACCAAAAUGACCAAAAUUGUAUCAGGCAAUCCCUCAAUGAGUUCUACAAUAAUUGCUGGUGGUGCUGGAUCACAAACCACAACAACUGAAGUAAAGACUGCUGCAGGUAGGCACAUGGCCAACUGACCAUCUACUAGCAAAUUUGAUCUCCUUCUCAGU